Messenger RNA from Oncorhynchus keta (chum salmon), 6277 nucleotides. RefSeq names its product alpha-2B adrenergic receptor-like. Bases 1396 to 3021 code for a protein of 541 amino acids. The record is from RefSeq and is a predicted model, not a curated record. Gene Ontology annotation, molecular function: G protein-coupled receptor activity. Gene Ontology annotation, cellular component: membrane. Lineage: Eukaryota; Metazoa; Chordata; Actinopteri; Salmoniformes; Salmonidae. The transcript has a single exon. Gene Ontology annotation, biological process: adenylate cyclase-activating adrenergic receptor signaling pathway.
UUUACCCGACCUGGGCAGUUAACGCGGCUCAGUCGUAAGUUACGCCGAGCUAGUGGGUCUUUGUCAAAUAAAAUGUAACCUGCUAGUAUCGCUACAAAACAGAACAAGAUCUAAACAACAAACGGGAUGUGCAACAGAUGGCCAUUAUUCAACCACUAUUGAAGAAAAAGGACGUUGUUAUCCGUGAGUCAUGGAUAGAAAGUGGACCUAGUCGAGUUGCGCACAAUCAAAAACUGGAAAAAAGAGGAAUAAAUCAGUAUCAUGGUGAUAAUAAUUAUAACAUUAUCACCAUGUAAUCAGUGAAGUGUUGACAUUACCCUUUUUAGUUAAACGACUUUGACAGCACUCAAACGAACUAUAAAGCAUCUAUCCUAUCAAACACCACGAAAGAAAAAUGAAGGAAUAUGUUAUUUUUUUAUUCUACAAUUGAAUGAACUAUUUUGAUGUUUGUGGCUGAAGUCUUCUCGGACCCAUCCCUUAUCUGUUUGACGAUGACAGCUCAGUGCGGGUCUCGUUUCGCCACUUUUGGACAGAUGGAAGCUGAGGAACGCAGAUUGUUGGAUUACUUUUUACGUCUUUAAACUGAAGUCGCCGCUAAUGCGUUAUAUGGUUACUCUACGAAUAUGAAUAGCAACUUUUUAAAAGGCAUUUUAUCCGCUCAAGUAUCAUCCCGUGCGUCUCUGGGCCAUGGCUGACAUCAUUACGCGGGUGGGAUUCGGGGUGUUCCGAUUUCAUGGUACAAUUAUGAAUGUUUUACUUCAGUGAAUUUCAUUUACGUCGAGCACGGUCUAUGGAUUGCCUGAAUUACUAUUACUGUUCGAAGGACUAUGUUUGAAUGACACAUUUUUUUCAGCAUUUGUUGAAGCAAUUAAUAAUUUCCCCCAGAAGAAUAACUAUCCAAGCAUCAGCAGUGUGUGUGCGAGUUAAAAUAUAUUUAGUAAUUUAAUUGAAUAAGAUUAUUCUUUAUUUUUCUUUCAUUGAAUAUCCAAUAACCAUUUCGUGGAUCUUAACCCAUCUGAGUGUUGAAAAGAGACAUGAAAAGAGAGUGCGUGACUGGAGGAGUAAAAUGAUCUGUUUUACACUGGACAACUUGUCAGUGUAUUUGACAAAGCAGCACAAGCUUUUCUCUUUCUCUGAUUUUAAUUCAAUCAUCUCGUGCGUAAAGUUCUAAGGGGGAUGCCUCUUGAGCCCAUCAGCCAUGGCUCUGCUUCUGCGUUAGAGCCCUCCUCUUUGCUGCCCUCUCACUGGACAACGAGUCUUCCUCAAGGGAUUAAGGUAGCAGAUAACCGAAACCUAUAUAUACACAUUUUUCACCAUCACUCACUCCAAACAUACUUCAUGGUCCCCGUGAGUUUCUGAAUUUUCUCCAAUAUAUGUGCUCCUGCUGGCGUCGCCAUGGCUGCGGCCCCAAAAGUUACAUGCCUGUCAGCGCCAGGGGCAAAUGUGAUUACCAACCUGAACCUCAGUGUCACCACCGGAUCUGCCCCCUACUACAACCAGACAGCACUGCGAAUCCCACCCUAUUCCCCAGAGGCCACUGCGUUAUUCGCAAUGGCGAUCACCCUCAUGAUGAUCCUCACCAUCGUCGGCAACAUCUUGGUCAUCAUUGCAGUGCUGACCUCACGCUCACUCCAUGGCCCACAGAACCUUUUCCUUGUCUCCCUGGCUGCAGCCGACAUCCUAGUCGCUACCCUCAUCAUCCCCUUUUCACUGGCCAAUGAGCUGCAGGGUUACUGGGCGUUCCGCUCACUGUGGUGUGAGAUCUACCUGGCAUUGGACGUCUUCUUCUGCACGUCCUCCAUUGCCCACCUGUGUGCCAUCUCAUUGGACCGCUACCUGUCCAUCUCCCGGCCCGUGUCCUAUGGCAUCCAACGGACACCAGCGCGCAUCAAGGCGGCCAUCGUGGUCGUCUGGCUUCUCUCGGCCGUCAUCUCCUUCCCUCCUCUCCUCUCCCUGGAUAAGAGCAAGGGAGGGGUGGAGGUGUGUGAGCUGAACAACGAGCGUUGGUAUAUUCUCUACUCCACCAUUGGAUCGUUCUUCGCCCCGUGUCUCAUCAUGAUCGGGGUCUACAUCAGGAUCUACCAGAUUGCCAAGCAACACACAAGAUGUCUGCCAGGGGAGAAACCCAACCCUAACAAAACCCCUGGCAACAUGUCUAGCAACCCUCCAAGCAACCCCACACAUCCCUCACCGGGACCUGUCAUCAUCCUCCAACUCAAGCCUCUCAGCCAACCACAGAACCACAAAGGGGAGGGAGGGAAAGCAGACAGACAAUCUACGGACGCCGUACCUCUGAAGAGUCUCCCUGUCUCCUCCCCCUCGUCUCCUCCUCCCCAGAGUGAGACCCAGGCCAAGAGUCAACCCCAGACGUCUUUACCAAAUCCUGUCCCCACCUCACCCCAGCCUACCUCACCCACCGUAGCUCUCUCCCUCACACUCCUCUCUCCAGAUAGCCAACAUGAGGAGACCCACAGACAGGGUGAGAUACGGGAGGAGAAACAUAGAGACACCCCCAAUGAUGACAGCUUCAGCUCUGGCUCCAAGGCAGAGACGAGGGGAAGAGGAAAGGGAGGGAGAGGGGGAGGGAAAGGGACAGUUAAGAAUAAUGGAGGAUCAAAGUCUGGAGGAGCACCUCUCUCUUCUCUGACCUCUCACGAGGCCAAAAAUACUAUAGCCACCCCCACCGGUACAGUGCUGGUCUCUGAUAGGCCGGUGAAGCCACAGGCCACUCCCAUGUCUCGGCGCAGGGCCAUGGUUAACCGAGAGAAGCGCUUCACGUUUGUCCUGGCCGUGGUGAUCGGAGUGUUUGUCAUCUGUUGGUUCCCUUUCUUCUUCUCCUACUCACUGAAGGCCAUCUUUCCUGAGACCUGCUUGGUCCCUGCUCCCCUCUUCACGUUCUUCUUCUGGAUCGGCUACUGCAACUCCUGUCUGAAUCCCGUCAUAUACACCAUCUUCAACCAGGACUUCAGGAAGGCCUUCAAGAAGAUCCUCUGUAGGGACACCAAGGGGACGUUCUUCUAGUGUGGACACUAUGUAAGGACAUCAAGUGGAUGUUCAUGUAGAGUGGAUACUGUGUAAGGACAUCAAGUGGAUGUUCUUGUAGAGUGGAUAGUGUGUAAGGACAUCAAUUGGAUGUUCUUGUAGAGUGGAUACUGUGUAAGGACAUCAAGUGGAUGUUUAUGUAGAGUGGAUACUGUGUAAGGACAUCAAGUGGAUGUUCUUGUAGAGUGGAUACUGUGUAAGGACAUCAAGUGGAUGUUCUUGUAGAGUGGAUACUGUGUAAGGACAUCAAUUGGAUGUUCUUGUAGAGUGGAUACAGAUGGUACAUGAUUCUCUACAUUGCUUGUUUUGCCACUGAAACUGAAAUUAGGCAAACUAUUCGAAUCUUAGCAACCAGGAAAUGGUCGAGCAAUUUCUGCAUAUUGCACCUUUAAGACAUUGUCAGCUAUACUCUGGUCAUUAUUUGAACUGGCUAGCCAGCUAGCAAUGAAUCAAAACAUUGUUUAGAAAAUUGCUUUUAGUUACCUUUCUUGCCAGCUUGACAUUUACUGAAUUCAUUUUUAAACUGAGGGGUUUAUUGGUGAUAAAAUAGAGAAGGGAUGCUAUAUGGUGCAUCGGGCUGCUGAUUUUCUUUUUCAUAACAACAACCGACAAGUUUGAUGUUGGACGACAAUAGAAUGCUCAUGCUGUCGCUACAACAAUUUUCUACAGACAUGUCAAUAGACUGACCGUAAACCACCUUUAGAAGAACGUCCCCUUGGUGUCCCUACAUUUGAAAAUUACAUCAUGGCAUUUAAUUGAAGUAUACUCGAUUUUUGAAAUGUUGCAAUCUAUUAAACUUUAUUUUAUUUCUAGAGUAGAUACUGUGUAGAGACACCAAGGGUACGAUCUUCUAGAGUAGAUACUGUGUAGAGACACCAAGGGGACGAUCUUCUAGAGUAGAUACUGUGUAGAGACACCAAGGGGACUUACUGGAUGUAAUGUAAAGACAGAUUUUAGUUUACCCGUGCAGGAAACCACAGACAAACUUUUGAGUCUGUCCUUUGUUGAACAUUGUGUUCGAUCUGAUAAGAAAAAUGCUGAAAUUUGGAAUUCUGGAAUAGAUGAACGUGCUCUGAUGUACACAUUGAGGGGCAGUGGAAGAGGAGGAAGGUGAUGCAAUCUGUCUGAGAAAAAGCAAACACCUUUACAGCUUGUUUAGCGAUUGGCACAAAACAGGGCCAUCAGUCAUGAGGACAUGUUGCUCAAAUGACAGUAUCACACUGCUCUUGUUGUUCCUCUGUAAUUGGCUCUGGUUAAGAGCGUCUGCUAAAUGACUCAAAUGUAAAUGUAGAAGGAAAGGAAGGUUACACUCUGUUGAUUCCAUUGGCUGGCUGGGUAACUGCUACCCAUAGCCAUUACCUGUAGCCUUGUGACUGGCCACUAUGAACUACAAGGACAGAGUGUGUCCAUGAUCACCUGGUAUUUGUCCAGUUUGUCCAGCUGUCCAGCCUCUGUCAUAAACUCAUACACUACGGAGGAUGUCUUUUAAAGGAACCAACCAGCUCUAAGGGUGUGUUUUGAGUAUCUGAAAUGAACAUUUAUGUUUUUAUAUAAGUAUGAAAUGAAUAUAAACACAUGAAAGUUAAAUAUGGAAUGGGUUGUUGAUGUGACCAAGGCCUCAGUCAUGUAAUUCAUUGGGGAAUAUAGGGGAAACACUGGUGUGUGUGUAGUGUAGUGGCCUAAGGGUUUUACUGGAACAGCGGAGAUCACUCAUGUUUUUUAAUAUACAGUGCCUUGCGAAAGUAUUCAGCCCCCUUGAACUUUGCGACCUUUUGCCACAUUUCAAGCUUCAAACAUAAAGAUAUAAAACUGUAUUUUUUUGUGAAGAAUCAACAACAAGUGGGACACAAUCAUGAAGUGGAACGACAUUUAUUGGAUAUUUCAAACUUUUUUAACAAAUCAAAAACUGAAAAAUUGGGCGUGCAAAAUUAUUCAGCCCCCUUAAGUUAAUACUUUGUAGCGCCAGCUUUUGCUGCGAUUACAGCUGUAAGUCGCUUGGGGUAUGUCUCUAUCAGUUUUGCACAUCGAGAGACUACAUUUUUUCCCCAUUCCUCUGUGCAAAACAGCUCGAGCUCAGUGAGGUUUGAUGGAGAGCAUUUGUGAACAGCAGUUUUCAGUUCUUUCCACAGAUUCUCGAUUGGAUUCAGGUCUGGACUUUAACUUGGCCAUUCUAACACCUGGAUAUGUUUAUUUUUGAACCAUUCCAUUGUAGAUUUUGCUUUAUGUUUUGGAUCAUUGUCUUGUUGGAAGACAAAUCUCCGUCCCAGUCUCAGGUCUUUUGCAGACUCCAUCAGGUUUUCUUCCAGAAUGGUCCUGUAUUUGGCUCCAUCCAUCUUCCCAUCAAUUUGAUCAAUUCUUCCCCGUCCCUGCUGAAGAAAAGCAGGCCCAAACCAUGAUGCUACCACCACCAUGUUUGACAGUGGGGAUGGUGUGUUCAGGGUGAUGAGCUGUGUUGCUUUUACGCCAAACAUAACGUUUUGCAUUGUUGCCAAAAAGUUCAAUUUUGGUUUCAUCUGACCAGAGCACCUUCUUCCACAUGUUUGGUGUGUCUCCCAGGUGGCUUGUGGCAAACUUUAAACAACACUUUUUAUGGAUAUCUUUAAGAAAUGGCUUUCUUCUUGCCACUCUUCCAUAAAGGCCAGAUUUGUGAAAUAUACGACUGAUUUUUGUCCUAUGGACAGAGUCUCCCACCUCAGCUGUAGAUCUCUGCAGUUCAUCCAGAGUGAUCAUGGGCCUCUUGGCUGCAUCUCUGAUCAGUCUUCUCCUUGUAUGAGCUGAAAGUUUAGAGGGACGGCCAGGUCUUGGUAGAUUUGCAGUGGUCUGAUACUCCUUCCAUUUCAAUAUUAUCGCUUGCACAGUGCUCCUUGGGAUGUUUAAAGCUUGGGAAAUCUUUUUGUAUCCAAAUCCGGCUUUAAACUUCUUCACAACAGUAUCUCGGACCUGCCUGGUGUGUUCCUUGUUCUUCAUGAUGCUCUCUGCGCUUUUAACGGACCUCUGAGACUAUCACAGUGCAGGUGCAUUUAUACGGAGACUUGAUUACACACAGGUGGAUUGUAUUUAUCAUCAUUAGUCAUUUAGGUCAACAUUGGAUCAUUCAGAGAUCCUCACUGAACUUCUGGAGAGAGUUUGCUGCACUGAAAGUAAAGGGGCUGAAUAAUUUUGCGCGCCCAAUUUUUCAGUUUUUGAUUUGUUAAAAAAGUUUGAAAUAUCCAAUAAAUGUCGUUCCACUUCAUGA